Messenger RNA from Stylophora pistillata, 1766 nucleotides. RefSeq lists its product as uncharacterized. NCBI's taxonomy places the organism in Eukaryota, Metazoa, Cnidaria, Anthozoa, Scleractinia, Pocilloporidae. The record is from RefSeq and is a predicted model, not a curated record.
AUGCUACAAUUCUCAAAAUUUUACAAUUAAUUUUCGAGGCUAAGUUAGAAGCUUACGACAAAAUGCAAAUUAAUUACUGUUAGGGAUAUUUCCCUUGCAUAUGUUAUUUCCGAGUCGAAAACGAUUACACUGCAGAUUUCACACUAUAAAGUCUUCGAUGAAGCCACAACCCUUUUAAAGAGAAAAGUGAAGCAUGGACUGCAGAUUGAUUUUGCUCGGUCGUUUUCUGGCCUUUCUUCUUCUGUUCGUCCAAUGUGGGUUCCUGACAGCUUUUCUUGUCUGGUACAGAGAUGAUUUUCGUUUCCUGCUCUCGUUUCUGUUGUUUACUCCAGCCCUGAUUUAUUAUGUAUUUUGUCUGGCCACUGCGGCUAAACUUCGUAACGUGUUCCGUACAUGGGGUCUCUACAUUUUGUUCGGUUUGAUCCCUUUCAUCGCAGUUAUUUUUGCGUUGUGCGGAGACGUACUCGACGAGGAGAAAUUCCUCAGUCCGACCUGUUUGAAAGUGAUCCUGUGCAUCACGCCUGUUCCCUUUCUCCUUCUGGUGAAUACAGCAAGCGAUUUGGGUGAACACAAAGAGUACACAGCCCUGGCCUGGACACUGUCUAUUGUGACAACAAUAGAUCUUGUCGAUGGCGUCGAGAUCCUGGAUAUUGUGCUUGAGGAAAGAGAGAACAGUCAUGGUAUCCCAAAAGAGUUUGAAUACGCUAUGAUAACAGCGGCGUGCGUGAGCUUCCUGUCGACUUUGCUGCAAAUUGCGCAGCAUAGACUCAACGAAGGAAAAGUUUCUCUUCACCGAGGAGUGGCGAUCCUCGCAAAUGCUUUGCAAAUCAUCUUCGUGAAUUCGGCGUUCAUGGUAAUGCGACUGAUACUGCUUAUAGAGUAUAGCAAUGAUGGUAACGAGACCCUCUUCAUCAUGAAGAAUCUGAUCUUCAUCUUCCUCUCCGCGUCACAGAUCUACUGGAUCCACAGAGCUAGAUGAAUUUGCGAAUGAGGAUAAACUGAACUCAGAUAUAUUUAAGGAAAGGAAACUGAAGACUUUUUACGGAAGACAUAUUUCGACGAUCAUCGACAGCUGCUUGUUAAGUUUCCCUGAUAUUUUAAUUUCUAACAGAGUCUCGUUGCCAAAAAUUGAAAGUAUUCCGAAAGAGAAAGAAAGAUGAUACUUCGUUCUUAAAACAAGAUAUCUUUGCGUUUGUUUUAAUCUUCAUCGGCUAUGUGUCCAGUUUUUGAUUUUUUAGCAAAUGCUUAGUUAAAUUCUGGAAGUAAAACCAAAUUAUGGUUUUGCAAAUUGUAAAUUUAAAAAGAAUGAUGAAGACUCGCUGUGAUUUUAAUUCGAUCGAAACUUGCAUUGUCUUUCCAGUUUCUCGUUGUUUUAUCAUAUAAUCAUCAAGAACCCACCUCGUUCACGACCUUUGCAAGGCACUUAUUUAAUUUAAUGUUCAAAGACGAUAAUGAUGCAAACACAAUAAAAUGUAAGGAAUGACACUAAAUUUUCGCUGCGAGUGAGUGCACCUUGCACGAUGAAAGUAGAAGUUAUGUAUAAAAUGGUUGUGACGGGGCAAGGUUUCAUUUAUUUUAGGGCCUUUUUGUAUCACCACAACAUGUGUGUUUGGGAGAAGAUCGAUUUCUGUUUGUGAGGUUUUAUUAAUUUUACCGCUCCGAACAUUAAUAUUGUGCUUUCUGUGUUUGGAAGUGUAAAAAGUUAGUAUUUGUCAAACUCUAUAAUCUUAUUCUAACAGUUAAUAAAAACAGUUAUGUAUAAAAAG